Molecule: messenger RNA, 2088 nt
Organism: Gallus gallus (chicken)
Lineage: Eukaryota; Metazoa; Chordata; Aves; Galliformes; Phasianidae
Gene: LMBR1L
Product: limb development membrane protein 1 like
Exons: 18
Coding region: 147-1613 (488 amino acids)
Biological process (GO): receptor-mediated endocytosis; signal transduction
Molecular function (GO): transmembrane signaling receptor activity
Source: RefSeq, a predicted model, not a curated record
GGGCGUGGUCUCGGAGCGCAUUGCUGCAGGCGGCUCGGCUCGGCUCGGCUCGGCUCGGCUCGGCUCGGCUCGAUUCUGACCCGACCCGACCCGACCCUGCCCCGGCUCGGCCCUGCCCGGCCCUUCCCGGCCAUGCUUUCCGCCCCAUGGCCCCUGUGGAGCUCGACGCGCUGGCCGUGCGGGAGCAGCUUUUCCAUGAACGUGUCCGCGAAUGCCUCAUCUGUGCCCUGCUCUUCGCCAGCCUCUACAUCCUCUGCCACUUCGUCAUAAGGCACUUCAAGAAGCAGACGGAUUUCGCAGCAGUGCACGAUGAUGAGGAUGCUGCUGUCAACAGGAUUGCGUUGGGGCUGUGCACCUUCACCCUGGCCGUGGCUUUGGGUGCUGUGCUGCUGCUCCCCUUCUCCAUCAUCAGCAACGAGGUGCUGCUCUCCUUCCCCCACAACUACUACAUCCAGUGGCUGAAUGGGUCCCUCAUCCACGGCCUCUGGAACUUGGUCUUCCUCUUCUCCAACCUGUCCCUCGUCUUCCUCAUGCCCUUUGCAUACUUCUUCACGGAGUCAGAGGGGUUUGCAGGAUCCAAGAAGGGCAUCAUGGCCCGCGUGUAUGAGACGUCGGUGGUGCUGCUGCUGCUGACACUGCUGGUGCUGGGCAUGGUCUGGGUGGCCUCUGCCAUCACUGGUAACGACGCUGUGAGCCGGCAGUCCCUCUAUGACCUCUGGGAGUGCUACCUGCCCUACCUCUACUCCUGCAUCUCGCUCUUCGGAGUGCUGCUCCUGCUGUUGUGCACCCCGUUUGGCCUCUCCACCAUGUUCACCGUCACCGGGAAGCUGCUGGUGAAGCCCCGGCUCCUGGAGGACCUGGAUGAGCAGCUGAGCUGCACGAGGUUUGAGGAGGCUGCUGUGUCCCGCAGGAUCACAUCUGGGAAGGCUUCCUGCUGGCUGAACCUGAACACGGCCCUGCUGCGGGAGCAGCUCCUCAGCAUCCGGAGCAAGAGGAAGAAGCUGGAGCUGCGGCACCGAGCAUCGCCCUGGCAGAGGAACGUGGGUUACCCGCUGGCCAUGCUGGGCCUCCUGGCACUGACGGGCAUCUCAGUGCUCAUCGUCUGCUUCCACGUCUUGGAGCUGCUGCUGGAUGACGCUGCGAUGCCGCGGGGCAUGCAGGACACGGCGCUGGGCCAGGUCUCCUUCUCCAUCCUCGGGUCCUUUGGAGCUGCGCUGCAGGUUGUCCUCAUCUUUUAUCUGAUGCUCUCCUCCGUCGUGGGCUUCUAUAGCUCCCCACUCUUCACACGGCUGCUCCCUGAGAGGCAGGACACCCCCCUAACCAAGAUCAUCGGGAACUGCGUCUCAUUGCUGGUGCUCAGCUCCGCGCUGCCCGUCUUCUCCAGGACACUGGGGAUCACUCGCUUCGACCUCCUGGGGGAUUUUGGCCGCUUUAAUUGGUUGGGAAACUUCUACAUCGUCUUCAUCUACAAUAUGGGCUUUGCGGCGCUCACCACCCUCUGCCUGGUGAAGAGGGUGACGUGGGCUGUGCAGGAGGAGCUCAUCCGUGCCUUCGGUCUGCACAAACUGCCGCUGCCUGUCCCCCGUUCCCGGCCCCAGGGAGGGCGCUGCUAAGGCUGUGGGGGUACCCCCCCCGCCUGGACCCCCCCCCAGGGUGCUUUGUGGAUAUUGGAGCCCCAUCAGAAGAGCUGGGACCAUAGGGGGGGGCCUCACUCCAUUCCCCCCCCAGCCCUAUCUCAGUCUGUUGUGCUACUGAGCCGUGUCCUCCUUACAGACCCCCAGGGGGGCUGUGCUGGCUGCAGCCCCCCCCACUCCUUUACAUCUUUACAUACCUCAUUUCCCCCCCCCCCCCCCCACAUUCCCCCCAGUGCUGCCCCCAUUUAUUUGGUUUUAAAUCCCCCCCCCUCCUCUGUGUUUCACUGGGACACUAAAGGGAAUCCCCUUUGCCCCCAUCAAUCUGUGUGACCCCAUCCUUGUGUUGUCCUUGGGGGGGGGGUUGGGGAGGGGGCGCGGGUUGUCCCCCCCUGUGCUGAGUGGUUCAGGUCUCUGUUACUGUGUUUGGAGCAAUAAACAAAGCUGCUUUUUUUAA